Molecule: messenger RNA, 7833 nt
Organism: Dama dama (fallow deer)
Lineage: Eukaryota; Metazoa; Chordata; Mammalia; Artiodactyla; Cervidae
Gene: CLASP1
Product: cytoplasmic linker associated protein 1
Exons: 39
Coding region: 541-4956 (1471 amino acids)
Biological process (GO): mitotic spindle assembly
Cellular component (GO): microtubule organizing center; cytoplasmic microtubule; mitotic spindle
Molecular function (GO): kinetochore binding; microtubule binding
Source: RefSeq, a predicted model, not a curated record
AGGGAGACCUCAUUACGCAGGCGCUCUGGGCUUCUAAUUUUUUUUUUUUUUUAAUCCCCGCACCAAGCGCUUAACCUCAUUGGGGUGGAGAAGGCGGCGGCCGUGUGGUCCGCAGCGGCAACAGGCGCGGAUGAUACGGCCCCCGCCAGUCUCCUCUGUUCAUGGAAUUCUCCAGGCAAGAAUAGUGGAGUAGAUUGCUGUGCCCUCCUCCACGGGAUCUUCCUGACCCAGGGAUCGAACCUGCAUCUCCUGAAUGAAUGGACCGCUGAGCUAUGAAGUGUUUCAGACCCAGGAGGAGAGCGCCACUCUGCCACUCACUCCUUUCUCCCCUACUAGUUAUUUAAAUUGGACUUUUAAUAUCCUCCCAGCUGCUCUUCAGCCACACAUGGUGCAUUGCUGCCAUUCCCCGGAUUGCAUCUUUGACACACAGGCUCUUAGUAACCUUCAGCAAACAAAGAGGCCGCCUCCGGGGGCCGCUUACGGGGAGGGCGUCACCCCCACCGCCCUCUAGCUUCGGUGGCUCUGGAUUGGAAUUCCACCAUGGAGCCUCGCAUGGAGGCCUGCCUGGCACAGGUGCUGCAGAAGGAUGUGGGGAAACGACUGCAGGUUGGCCAAGAGCUGAUAGACUAUUUCUCAGACAAACAGAAGUCUGCCGACCUCGAGCAUGACCAGACCAUGUUAGACAAACUUGUGGAUGGACUCGCUACCUCUUGGGUGAACUCUAGCAAUUAUAAGGUGGUUCUCCUGGGCAUGGACAUCCUGUCCGCGUUGGUCACCCGGCUGCAGGAUCGGUUCAAGGCGCAGAUCGGUACAGUGCUGCCGAGUUUAAUAGACAGACUGGGAGAUGCUAAAGACUCUGUGAGGGAGCAAGACCAGGCCCUGCUGCUGAAGAUCAUGGAUCAGGCUGCUAAUCCCCAGUACGUGUGGGACCGGAUGCUGGGCGGCUUCAAGCACAAGAACUUCCGCACCCGGGAAGGCACGUGUCUCUGCCUCGUGGCCACCCUCAAUGCCUCUGGAGCACAUACGUUAACACUAAGCAAGAUCGUGCCACAUAUAUGUAACCUACUAGGAGAUCCCAACAGCCAGGUUCGAGAUGCAGCAAUAAACAGCUUAGUGGAAAUUUACAGACAUGUAGGAGAACGUGUGAGGGCAGAUCUCAGUAAAAAAGGAUUGCCACAGUCCCGGUUGAAUGUAAUUUUUACAAAAUUUGAUGAAGUCCAAAAAUCUGGAAACAUGAUACAAUCUGCGAAUGAUAAAAAUUUUGAUGAUGAAGAUUCUGUGGAUGGUAAUAGACCUUCUUCGGCCAGCUCUACGUCGUCCAAAGCUCCAGCAAGCUCACGGAGAAACGUUGGAAUGGGGACCACCCGGAGGCUCGGCUCCUCCUCUCUGGGAUCCAAGUCUUCAGCUGCAAAAGAAGGAGCUGGUGCUGUUGAUGAAGAGGAUUUUAUUAAAGCAUUUGACGAUGUGCCUGUAGUCCAGAUUUAUUCCAGCCGAGACCUUGAGGAGUCCAUAAACAAGAUUAGGGAAAUACUAUCUGAUGACAAGCAUGAUUGGGAGCAGAGAGUAAAUGCUCUAAAAAAGAUUAGAUCUUUACUCUUGGCUGGUGCUGCCGAGUAUGAUAACUUCUUCCAGCACUUACGGCUUUUGGACGGAGCCUUUAAACUGUCGGCUAAGGACCUACGGUCUCAGGUUGUGCGGGAGGCUUGUAUCACGCUGGGGCACCUGUCGUCAGUACUGGGGAAUAAGUUUGACCACGGCGCUGAAGCCAUCAUGCCAACCAUCUUUAAUUUAAUCCCAAACAGUGCCAAAAUCAUGGCCACCUCGGGGGUUGUAGCUGUCAGGCUAAUCAUUCGGCACACGCACAUCCCGAGGCUAAUCCCCGUCAUAACAAGCAACUGCACCUCCAAGUCUGUUGCAGUUAGAAGGCGCUGCUUUGAAUUUUUAGAUCUACUUCUACAAGAAUGGCAGACACAUUCAUUGGAACGACACAUAUCAGUAUUAGCUGAAACGAUAAAGAAGGGAAUACAUGAUGCUGAUUCAGAAGCAAGGAUAGAAGCCAGAAAGUGUUACUGGGGUUUCCACAGUCACUUCAGCAGGGAGGCAGAGCACCUGUACCACACGCUGGAGUCCUCCUACCAGAAGGCCCUGCAGACCCACCUCAAGAGCUCGGACAGCGUGGUGUCGCUGCCGCAGUCGGACCGCUCGUCCUCCAGCUCCCAGGAGAGCCUCAAUCGGCCACUCUCUGCCAAAAGAAGUCCUACUGGCAGCACCACCUCCAGAGCUUCCACGGUCAGCACCAAGUCCGCAUCCACCGCGGGGUCCCUGCAGCGGUCUCGAAGCGACAUCGACGUGAACGCAGCCGCCAGCGCCAAAUCCAAGAUCUCCUCGGCUGCCGGCACAGCGCCCUUCAGCUCGGCCGCGGCCUUACCUCCCGGCUCGUAUGCGUCCUUAGGCCGGAUCCGCACGCGACGGCAGAGCUCCGGGAGCGCCACCAACGUCGCCUCUACACCUGACAGUCGGGGCCGCAGUCGCGCCAAAGUGGUCUCGCAGUCCCAGCGAUCCAGAUCUGCUAAUCCUGCUGGUGCUGGCAGCCGAUCCAGUUCCCCAGGGAAAUUGUUGGGAAGUGGUUAUAGUGGCCUUGCUGGGGGUUCCUCAAGAGGCCCACCUGUGACGCCCUCUUCAGAAAAACGAAGCAAGAUUCCCAGGAGUCAGGGGUGUAGUCGAGAAACAAGUCCAAGCCGCAUAGGAUUAGACCGCUUUGGGCUCGGCCAGGCAGGAAGAAUUCCUGGUUCUGUGAACGCCAUGCGGGUUCUGAGCACCAGUACAGAUCUGGAAGCUGCUGUUGCUGAUGCUUUGCUGUUAGGAGACUCCAGGAGCAAGAAGAAGCCUGUGAGGAGGAGAUACGAGCCCUACGGGAUGUACUCUGAUGACGACGCCAACAGUGACGCCUCCAGCGUGUGCUCCGAGCGCUCCUACGGCUCCCGGAACGGGGGUAUCCCCCACUACCUGCGCCAGACUGAGGACGUGGCCGAGGUGCUCAACCACUGUGCCAGCUCCAACUGGUCUGAGAGGAAGGAAGGGCUUCUGGGUCUGCAGAACCUGCUCAAGAGCCAGAGGACGCUGAGUCGAGUAGAAUUGAAACGAUUGUGUGAGAUUUUCACCCGAAUGUUUGCUGACCCUCACAGCAAGGUUUUCAGUAUGUUUUUGGAGACUCUUGUGGAUUUUAUAAUAAUUCAUAAGGAUGACUUGCAAGACUGGCUUUUUGUUCUUCUCACACAAUUACUGAAGAAAAUGGGAGCGGAUUUACUUGGAUCUGUGCAAGCAAAAGUUCAGAAGGCUCUUGAUGUCACAAGGGACUCCUUUCCAUUUGAUCAACAAUUUAACAUUUUGAUGCGAUUUAUUGUGGAUCAGACUCAAACUCCUAACCUCAAGGUCAAAGUUGCAAUCCUGAAGUACAUUGAGUCUCUCGCCAGGCAGAUGGACCCAACAGAUUUCGUAAACUCUAGUGAGACAAGGCUUGCUGUUUCUAGAAUUAUAACCUGGACAACAGAACCAAAGAGUUCAGACGUGAGAAAGGCAGCACAAAUUGUGCUCAUCUCUCUGUUUGAAUUGAACACUCCUGAAUUUACCAUGUUACUUGGUGCCUUGCCAAAAACAUUCCAGGAUGGUGCCACCAAACUCCUGCAUAACCACCUCAAGAAUUCCAGUAACACCAGUGUGGGCUCUCCAAGCAACACCAUUGGCCGGACUCCCUCCCGACACCCCAGCAGCCGGACCAGCCCCCUGACCUCACCCACCAACUGCUCCCAUGGCGGCCUGUCUCCAAGCAUGCUGGACUAUGAUACAGAAAAUCUGAACUCUGAAGAAAUCUAUAGUUCUUUGCGUGGAGUGACAGAAGCCAUUGAGAAGUUUAGUUUUCGAAGCCAAGAGGAUCUGAAUGAGCCCAUUAAAAGAGAUGGCAGAAAGGACUGCGAUAUUGUGUCCCGUGAUGGUGGCAUCGCCUCCCCCGCCACGGAGGGCCGGGGCGGCAGCGAGGUGGUGGAAGGAGGCCGGACGGCUCUGGACAACAAGACCUCCCUCCUCAACACGCAGCCCCCUCGCGCCUUCCCGGGGCCGCGGGCGCGGGACUACAGCCCCUACCCCUACUCGGACACCAUCAGCGCCUACGACAAGACCGCCCUGAAGGAGGCCGUGUUCGACGACGACAUGGAGCAGCUGCGAGAUGUGCCCAUUGACCACUCCGACCUGGUGGCAGACCUCCUGAAGGAGCUGUCCAACCACAAUGAGCGCGUGGAGGAGCGGAAGGGUGCGCUGCUGGAGCUGCUCAAGAUCACGCGCGAGGACAGCCUGGGCGUCUGGGAGGAGCACUUCAAGACCAUCCUGCUGCUGCUGCUCGAAACCCUCGGGGACAAGGAUCAUUCCAUCCGAGCACUGGCUCUCAGAGUGUUGCGGGAAAUCCUGAGAAACCAGCCAGCGAGGUUUAAAAACUACGCGGAGCUGACGAUCAUGAAGACCCUGGAGGCCCACAAAGACUCCCACAAGGAGGUGGUGAGGGCUGCCGAAGAGGCCGCAUCCACGCUGGCCAGUUCCAUCCACCCAGAGCAGUGCAUCAAAGUGCUGUGCCCCAUCGUCCAGACAGCCGACUACCCCAUCAACCUGGCCGCCAUCAAGAUGCAGACCAAAGUCGUCGAGAGGAUCGCCAAGGAGUCCUUGCUGCAGCUCCUCGCAGACAUCAUCCCAGGCCUGCUGCAGGGCUACGACAACACGGAAAGCAGCGUGCGCAAGGCCAGCGUGUUCUGCCUGGUGGCGAUCUACUCUGUGAUCGGGGAGGAGCUGAAACCUCACCUGGCGCAGCUCACGGGGAGCAAGAUGAAGCUGCUCAACUUAUACAUAAAGAGGGCGCAGGCCACCAACAGCAACAGCAGCAGCUCCUCCGACGCCUCGGCCCACAGCUGAUGCAACGCCAGAGUCCCUGCAGCCCUGGGGGCGGUCGGCGGCGCCUCGGGGGCCUCCCCGCCAUCCCCCACCCCCCGUCGGCGGCCCAGUCGGGACCAGGAGGCCCGCAAAUAUUUAUUACAGUCAGUAUUUUGGUCCCUUCCAGCUUUUGCGUAGAGUCAUACUGGUACUGAAUGUAAGGGAAGCAAGGCCUGUGUUCCAUCUCCCUACAGAGCAAAACAAAAGGGGUGAGAGAAGAGCCGUCCUCAGGCCGCCUGUCCAGCCGCUGAGGUGGUGAACCCGCGCGUGGGGCGCAGUUCUUAAAAGUCAGAGCUCGCUAGCCCAUACAUGGUAGAAAGUAGCGUUUUCUCUUCAGUUAAUAACAGGUUUGAGGAGGUUGUAUUGAGUUGUGUUUCUCUUUCAUCCUGGCUCCCUUCCCUCUGGAUCUGGCCUGUGUGGGGCAGAGCCCACGCCCUUCACAACUGAUACCACGAAAGGGUUUUAUAUGUUUUAGGUUGCAUUUUGAGACUACUAAGAAUAUGAAUCAAGUCUUGGCAAGAAAUGGGAAAGAAGCCUGAAGAUGGCCUUGUAAAGAACAUGUGAUAUUUUGCUUACACUCUGCAGCCUGGGGGCUGGCACCCUUUACUGCCUCCUUCCAGGAUGGGCUCCCGGCUCCUCCAAACAGCCCCGCUGACGCCACCCCUGCCCCAGAGCUGCUGGGGCAGAGAUCUGUGAUGACAGUUGAGAUCCAGGCACAGAAAUCAAGGUAAAUCGAUAGCCUCAGUUAGCGUGUGCUUGAAGUGGGCCUUCACGCAGCAUUGAAAACACAAGAGGAGCUGCUGGUUUCGCUGCUGAGAUCUGGGAAAUGCUGUGGAACACACCGCCCCUGGAGGCUCAAGUCUAGUCUGGCCUCCUUUCCGCAAGCUGCGCCCAGGCUGCUUGAUUCCAGUGUUCUGUCCUUCUGACAGUUGGCAACUCUGCCAUCUCCGUUUUUACUUCUUUGUUUAAUUUGGGAUUGAGAUCAAAGAAAAACCUAGAGAGACCAGGUUAUCAGGAUCAUUUUUUAAAAUUUUGUGAAGUACUUCCUCGAUCAUCUGUUGAAAUAAUCAUGGUUUAAGGAAAAAGUAAUUAUGAUGUGCAGCAAAUUGCAGAAAAACAGGAUUUGAACCAGUUUAGAGUCUAUUUUUCCUUCAGUGAGAAACUUACCCCUUAAAAUGUUUUCUUGAGAGUUUCAUUGCUUCAGUAAAAGUAACUACAGAUCUCAAGUCUGUGUAACUAAGUUUUGAGUAAAAUUCUUCAAACCAAGUGGAAAUUCUUUUUGCAAUCAUGGAAACAUUUUAGACUCUCUAAACUGAACUGGUUUUUCCAUAUUUCCUUAUGGAAAUUUGUUCUGUUCUUUUCCCCAUGCCUGUUCUGAUGUUAAUUUUUAAUGAGGUGUUUGCUGGUCAGGUGCAGAAUCUCGGCAACUGCCAGGUUGUAUGGGUCCCACCUCUGAGCUCCGCAGACCCUCUAGCCUUGACGUUGGAAGUCCUGAAAGACACUGUAGCAGAACGCAACUUGUUUUCAUUCAGAAUUUAUUUUAGAUACUUUAUUUGGAAAUAGGCACUGAAAAUGGAGGUCCAGGAGCAGUGAGGCUGGGGUGCCUUCGCUGCGUGUGUGUGUGGGUGUGUGUGUGUGGGUGUGUGUAGGGGGUAUCCUGCACGUGUAGGAGGUGCCCUGCUGCUGCUGUUGAGAGAACUUCAGGGGUGUGUUUUAAGUGAUCAAACAUAGUUGACUCUUUUGGCUCAAAACAUAGCAGGACCAGGCCUUACUUUCAUUGAUAAAUACCGUUUGUUCAUAUGUCGCUUUCGGGGUCUCUUUCUUACCCCCUACAAACAAGUCCAAGUGUCUGAUGACUCUUCUGGGGCAGAAACUGUCUUUUUUUCCUGCCUAGUGUGUGUAGAAAGGCCUUUCUCCCUCAGCUCGUGGACACCCAGGUUGCUGUGGCCCCCUGCCCGGAGUCGGGAAGGACCUUGAGCAUGGCCGCGUGUCCUCCUGGCGCUCACAAAGGGCUCGCCUUGAAUGUCACUUGCCCAACCUCGGUCUCCCAGCCCAGAGGGAGCCGCCGUGCCCAGGUCUCUGGGCCUCCUGGGAGGAGGCUCGCAUGCAGCCACACAGCCUCAGGGGGCCACCCCCUCAACCGACAGCUGCAACUGCCCUGCCUGGCCGCCGCCUCCCUGCAGGCCUCCUGUCUGGAUGAAACAGCAGAACGCAAGCGAGCAAAGCGCCCAAAACUCCGUCUGCCUCCCCCGUUCGCCCGACUGUCCGGGGCCUCGAGAAGCCCGCCGAUGCCACCACUGGGCCGGGGCGCCGGGCUCCUGCUUCCCCCCGCGCUGUGGCCGGGGGAGGCUCACGCCUUCCUGGGGCGCCGUAGCCACAGGCGCCUGCCGUAGCCCCACUAGCUUCUCAGCCAUGCAGGCGACGCAGCUGCACCUGAUUUGUCUCCUCAACCUUUUUCUUUCCCCGCCGCCCUUUAUUUAUCAAGCAUAAUAUUACACAGUAAAGAAGAGCAAAUAAGAACUUUGUAGAACCUCACCAAGACUUUGCUAACGAUGAUAUUUGAAAAUGAGAACAACGCUCUGAAAAACAUCCACCACCAAAAUAGUUUUGUUGGCACUGUUCACACGCAUGGUCCCCCACAUCCCCAGGUUGGGUUUUUGUUUGUUGGUUUUGGUUUUUUUGGGGGCUUUUUCAUGUUACAUCCAUAUCUGUAUUUAUAUCUUAUUUGUUUCACUUUCAAGUGUAUCAUGGCAAAUGUACAGAUUUUCUUUUUUUGUUAAUAAUGUGCUAGGAUUUGCUAAAAAAGGAAACACAAAAACCCUUUUGAGUUUGCCCUAGAAUAAAUGAGACUUAAUUCAA